Molecule: messenger RNA, 1518 nt
Organism: Coprinopsis cinerea okayama7#130
Lineage: Eukaryota; Fungi; Basidiomycota; Agaricomycetes; Agaricales; Psathyrellaceae
Exons: 12
Coding region: 1-1518 (505 amino acids)
Molecular function (GO): oxidoreductase activity, acting on paired donors, with incorporation or reduction of molecular oxygen; heme binding; iron ion binding
Source: RefSeq, a predicted model, not a curated record
AUGACUUUCGCUGCAAUCGCUGGGACGGCCCUUGCCACAUGGAUAGCAUACCAGUGGGUACUGUUCACCAUCACCGAGCGAAAGGUUCGGCAUAUCCCAACUGUUGGGCCAGAUGGUUUUAUUUCUUCUUACAUCGCGGCGUGGAAAUAUAUGUUUUCCGGGAAGGAUGCUAUCCAUGAGGGAUACGAGAAGUAUCGGGGCUCCGUCUUCAAAGUCCCCACACUCUCGACUGCCAAUCGCUGGCUUAUCGUUGCGAGUGGUCCCAACAUGAUUGAGGAAAUUCGAAAGGCCACUGAAGACGAGCUAUCGCAACACGAUGCUAGCUUCGAAAGCUUCCAACGAGAUUACAUUUUGCGGGACAAGGGACCUAUGCUUCGCAACAUGGGCCAUAACAUUGUCAGAGUCGUGCGCGGGCCCCUGACUAAAAGCUUCCCGUUGCGGUUUGAGGAGCUCAAAGAGGAGAUUGGGCUGUCCCUCGGCGCCAACAUUCCCCCGACGGAAGAAUGGUCCACCGUACCUUUCUAUCCAAAAGCACUUUCGAUAGUCGCCCAAACCUCGAAUCGCUUGUUUGUCGGACUGCCUCUUUGCCGGGAUUCGGAUUAUUGUCAAAUUCACAAGGAUACGACUAUCGCGUUCUUUACUGGAACUCAAUCGCUGAACAUGCUACCGGCGUUCCUAAGACCGUUUGGAGGAAGAUUGUUCACAAAGGUCCACAGAAGUCACGAGGAGACCGCAAAACGACUGGCCUCGGUGAUCCGUGAAAGACUUGAGAUGGAGAAGACGCAUGGAAAGGAUUGGGAGGGGAAGCCGGACGAUCUGAUAUCUUGGUUCUUGGACGUGACUUCGGAAGAAGAGAACAAGACACUUGAAAGCCUUGCGUUGGGCAUCAUGUUCAUCAACAUGGCGGCUAUUCAUACCACUUCGCUUACUCUCACUCUCUGCCUAUUCGAGCUCGUCUCUAGGCAAGAAUACAUGGAACCACUGCGCGCCGAAGUAGAAGAAGUUGUGGAGGAACAUGGGUGGUCGAAGGAGUCUAUGACUCGCAUGCAAAAGCUGGACAGUUUCAUGAAGGAAAGCGUACGAUUUGCUGGGGUAGCUGCUGCCUUUGUUGAACGUCAAUCGAAAACCGAUUACAAACUCUCUGAUGGGACCGUCAUCCCGAAGGGAUUCAGGGUUACUGCUGCAGCUUCGCCCAUGAACUCGGAUUCUGAACUCUACGAGGAUGCGAAAACCUUCGACGGGUUCCGGUUUGCACAAGGAGGUGAUCCCCGUAGCCAGAGCCUUGUAACGCUUUCCCGCGAUUUCCUUCUAUUCGGUAUCGGACGCAAUGCCUGCCCUGGACGAUUCUUCGCCGUCAACGAGGUCAAAGCAAUUCUCGCUAACAUCCUGCUCAAUUAUGAUAUGGAGCUGCCUAAGGAGGGCGCUCAAGAAGGAACGAAAUGGGUUGGACCGUUCCGCGUACCAAAUCCCAAGGCCGAAAUCCUCUUUAGAAAGCGGCAAGGAAGGCCUACGGUUUGA